Molecule: messenger RNA, 1826 nt
Organism: Theobroma umbraticum
Lineage: Eukaryota; Viridiplantae; Streptophyta; Magnoliopsida; Malvales; Malvaceae
Biological process (GO): chloroplast avoidance movement; chloroplast accumulation movement
Cellular component (GO): cytosol
Source: RefSeq, a predicted model, not a curated record
UUGAAAUAAGAUCCCGUUCAGAGUUUUCCGGUUUGCAAUUCUUUGCCUGGAAGGGAAAUAUGGGUGAGAUUGAUACCAAACCUAUUGAACCAGUUCAAGUUGCACUAUCUUUGUUUGGUGAAAAUGGUGAUCAGUCGAAACGCCGGUCCAGUAGCAGCACUUCAGGUGUGGAAAAAGAGAAAGAUGUUGAAGGCCUAGAAAAGGAAUUGGCCAACUACAGACUGCAACUGGAAGCAAAGGACUUUGCAUACAUGCAAACUCUUCUUCAACUAGAACACUACAAGAAAACAACAGAAGAAUUUUCGGUUCUACCAAAGAACUCUGAGCUUGAGAGAGAUAGAUACAUAGAAGAAUGCAAUGAAGUCAAGAAUCAGAUUGAUGAACUUGAAUCCAAGAUGAAAGGGAUGGUGGAUCAGUUGUCAGAAACUGCAACGGUCCGUGAGCCCUUUUCACAUGUUUUAAAUGAGCUGAAGGUUACACAAGCUGCUCUACUUAAUAUGGAAACUGAACUUGCUGCUGCCAAAGAUUCGGAGCUUAAGGCAAUGACACAAGCAGAACUGAUGGAAACCUCUGCUAACACGGAAAAGGAAAAGUCAGAAGAGCUUUUAGACCACAUUUUGGAGCUUCAGGAUUCUGUUCUUAUUUCAAAGCUGGCAGCCGCGGAAGCUGAGGAAGAGAAAUGCAGAAUUGCAUCUGAGAAGGAUGCUGAGAUAGAGUCAUUGAAGGCAACAGCAUUUCAAGCACAAGAGCAGGUAGAAGAUCUGAGAAAACAAUUGGAAAAAAUAGAAGAACUGGAGAAUCAGCUCCAAAUUAAGUCUGCGUAUAUUGAUUCAUUACAGGCAGAACUUAAGCAGGUAACUAAUAUACUUGGUUCAAUGGAGAAUGCUACUUCAGAUGGUGGAAUUGAUCUGAACCAAAUAAAACAAGACUUGGAAUUCAAGGAAAGAAAGAUAUCAGAUCAAGCAUUUUAUAUUGAGGCAUUGGAAACAGAACUAAAUCGAUUAAAACUUGAACUGGAAAAUGCUAAUGAAGAGGUUAGGUGCCUGAACUGUAAUGUUGAAGCACUUAGAAGUGAUCUAGAGAAGCUAGAAAUUGAGAUGGAUGAAGUUACGGAAAAAGAGAAUGAUUCACAAGUCGAACUAGCGAUGGUAAAGGCUGAGCUUCAUAAAGGGAGGUCAAAAAUUGCAGCAACAGAGGCAGCUGAAGCAAGAGAUCUAAGUGUUAAAUCAGGGCUCUAUCUUGCAGUUCAGCAGCUAGCAGUUGAAGCAGAACAAGCCAAGACGGAAUAUCAUAAGUUGAAACCGGAAGUGGAAGCUGAAGGAUGUGACAACUCUACCCUCAGCCAUCAAGCUGAGAAGUCACCUCAAGGUGCACUAGUUUCUCACAUUGAUGAUCAAAGAGAUAAGAGUGUUGAUCAUAUAACAAUUUCAAUUGAGGAAUACAACAUCUUGAUCCAAAAAGCUGACAAGGCAGAUCAACUUUCAAACUCAAAGUCACUAGCAGAAGACUCUAAACAGUUAACCACAGGGUCAGAAAAUAAGAAUGAAGUUGAAUUUUUGAAGAAGGAAUUGGAAGUUGCAAUGAUGAAAAUUGGGUUGUUCAGGAACCGCGCAGAACAGGCUGCUACUAGGGCAGAGGCAGCAGAGAAAGCCAAAGCAACACUUGAGGAUCAGCUGAGGAUGUGGCAAGAGCAGAAGCAAAGGAGAAAAGCUGCUUUAGCUGCCCUGAGGGAGGAGUCUGCACCUAGACAAUUCAGUCCUCCCACAAUUGAAAAGUUACCUACAAAAUAUCAGCCUUUGGGUAAAGUUCUUAACAUAAAAUUCUAG